Messenger RNA from Cicer arietinum (chickpea), 6794 nucleotides. RefSeq names its product TATA-binding protein-associated factor BTAF1. The record is from RefSeq and is a predicted model, not a curated record. NCBI's taxonomy places the organism in Eukaryota, Viridiplantae, Streptophyta, Magnoliopsida, Fabales, Fabaceae. Gene Ontology annotation, molecular function: ATP hydrolysis activity; ATP binding; DNA binding.
UAUUUUCUCUCGUUUUCUCUGGACUAAUCCCUAGCUAUCUACGGAACUCUCUAUCGACUUAUUUCACACUGCCGCCUCAUUACCGCCGGCGAUUUUCCCUCUCCGGCGCCGAACUUCACCGACGUACAACUUCAACCACAACCACAGAUUGUUGAAAGACAUAGAGGUGUUUAUGCACUAGUUUCAAAAAAGUAAUUUUGAAUGUGUUUAUUGGAUACCAUAUUUGCUAUGUGGUAAUUACGACUAUAGGCAAAGUGAGAUACAAAGCAUUUGGAAUGAUUUGUUAUGGCCCAACAGUCAUCCAGGCUUCAGCGCUUACUUACACUCUUGGACACUGGCUCAACCCAAGCAACAAGGUUGACUGCAGCUCGGCAGAUAGGGGAGAUUGCAAAAUCGCACCCUCAAGACUUGACCAGUCUUCUUAAGAAGGUUUCUCAAUAUCUAUGCAGUAAAAAAUGGGAUACAAGGGUUGCAGCUGCCCAUGCAAUUGGGUCUAUUGCUGAGAAUGUUAAGCACAUAAGCUUGAAUGAACUCAUUGCUUCUGUUGUAACAAAAAUGUCUGAGAGUGGGAUAUCUUGUAGUGUUGAGGAUCUGUGUGCAUGGCCUUAUUUACAAACAAAAAUUACAGGAAGCUCAUUUAGAAGCUUUGAUAUGAAUAAGGUGCUUGAAUUUGGAGCUUUAUUAGCAUCGGGAGGACAGGAAUACGAUAUUGGAACUGAUAAUAUAAAGAACCCAAAGGAGCGAUUGGUUCGCCAGAAGCAAAAUCUCCGACGCCGUUUAGGUUUGGAUGUCUGCGAACAAUUUAUGGAUAUCAAUGAUGUAAUAAGAGACGAAGAUCUUUUGGCACACAGAUCAGACUCGUAUCUCAAUGGCAUAGAUCAUAAAGUUUUUACAUCUUGUUCGGUACAUAACAUCCAGAAAAUGGUUGCAAAUAUGGUUCCUAGUGUCAAAUCAAAGUGGCCGAGUGCUAGAGAACUGAAUCUUCUAAAACGUAAAGCAAAAAUUAAUUCAAAGGACCAAACAAAGAGCUGGUCUGAAGAUGCAACAGAGACUUCAGGCGCUCAAAAUUUGACUCCAAAAGGCACAUGUCCUGAUUCAGUAAAUCAUAGUAAGGCAUUUGCGCAAGUUAAUUAUGAUGAAGAUGGGUUUGAGCAUGAUGGAGAUGGACAAUGGCCUUUCAGUACUUUUGUUGAGCAACUUAUUAUUGAUAUGUUUGAUCCUGUUUGGGAGGUACGGCAUGGUAGCGUGAUGGCAUUGAGAGAGAUUUUAACCCAUCAAGGUGCUUCUGCUGGCGUGUUUAAACACGACCCACACUUGGGUGAGACCUCGUUCGUGGAAUCAGAAGACAAAAAUAUAUCAAAUACGUUGAAGAGAGAGAGGGACAUUGAUUUAAAUUUGCAAGUAUCAGCAGAUGAGUAUGUCUUGAACUUGAAGAGGCCAAAACUUGAAGAUGUAUCAUUGUCAGCCUCUAUAGAUAGUGUGAUGACUUGCAGCAAUGAUGGUGAUAUUGAAAACAGCGUUAGUUCUGAAACCCAGGGGUGCAAUUUACCUCUGGAUUGUGGUAAUGGGAAAUAUGAUGGUAGUUCUUUUGACAUGAAUCUGGAAACUCACUCUGACAGUUUACAUGAUGCAUGCAAGGAACCUGCUAAUAUAGCAGUGCAGAAGGGUUAUUCUGUCGACACAAAUAUUGCCUCUGGAAAACGUAAUCUGCUGAGAAAUCUUCCUCAGAACUGUGAGCUGAUGAACUUGGUUAAAGUGGCUAGAAGUUCCUGGCUUCGAAACUGUGAAUUUCUUCAUGACUGUGUCAUACGCUUUUUGUGUGUAUUGUCACUCGACCGCUUUGGAGAUUAUGUAUCUGAUCAGGUUGUUGCUCCAGUGCGUGAAACCUGUGCACAGGCAUUAGGUGCUGCUUUCAAGUAUAUGCAUGCUGCACUAGUGAAUGAAACACUGAACAUAUUAUUGAAAAUGCAGUGUAGUCCAGAAUGGGAGAUUCGUCAUGGCAGUCUUCUGGGCAUCAAAUAUUUGGUUGCUGUACGGCAGGAGAUGCUUUCCGAUUUGCUUGGACGUGUUCUUCCUGCAUGUAAAUCUGGGUUGGAGGAUCCAGAUGAUGAUGUCCGAGCAGUUGCUGCUGAUGCUUUAAUACCAGCUGCAGCUGCAAUUGUUGCUUUGCAGGGUCAAACACUACAUUCAAUUGUGAUGCUGUUGUGGGAUAUAAUGCUUGAUUUGGAUGAUUUAAGUCCGUCCACUAGCAGUGUAAUGAAUCUGCUUGCAGAAAUCUAUUCUCAUGAAGAGAUGGUCCCGAAGAUGUGUAAAGUUCUUAAAUUGGAAGACAAGGAAAUAGAAAAUGGAGCUGGUGGUUGUGGUGAUGUUGAAGAAAAUCCUUUUGUACUUGCAACUUUGGCACCACGUUUGUGGCCCUUUAUGAGGCAUAGUAUCACAUCUGUCCGUUAUUCAGCUAUACGAACUCUGGAGAGGCUACUUGAAGCUGAAUAUAAGAGAAGCGUGUCUGAGCUUUCUAGUGCUUCAUUUUGGCCCUCUUCUAUAAUUGGAGAUACCCUUAGAAUUGUAUUUCAGAAUUUACUAUUGGAAACGAAUGAAGGUGUUUUGCAAUGUUCUGAGAGAGUUUGGAGUCUCCUUGUUCAGUGUUCUGUGGAGGACCUGGAGACAGCUGCAAGGUCUUACAUGUCAUCCUGGACAGAACUUGCAUCUACACCUUUUGGUUCAGCAUUAGAUGCCUCAAAGAUGUUUUGGCCUGUUGCCUUUCCACGAAAAAGUCAAUUUAGAGCAGCAGCUAAAAUGAGAGCUGCGAAGAUUGAAAAUGAAUAUGGUGGAGAUCUUGGUCUUGAAUCUACUAAAUCAACGAUUCCGCAAGAUAGAAAUGGAGAUGUUCCUACGAAUUCCAUUAAGAUAGUUGUUGGUGCUGAGGUUGACACGUCUGUAACUCGUACCCGGGUAGUUACAGCAACUGCUUUGGGAAUUUUUGCUUCUAAGCUUCCAAAGGUUUCUUUAAAUUAUGUAAUUGAUCCACUGUGGAGUUCAUUAACCUCUCUGUCCGGUGUCCAACGCCAGGUUGCAUCGAUGGUACUUAUUUCUUGGUUCAAGGAGAUUAGGAUCAGGAAUUUGUCUGAAAAUCUCAAUGGUACUCCUACUUUCCUCAAAGAUUGGUUGCUGGACUUAUUAGCAUGUUCUGACCCUGCAUUCCCAACAAAAGGUUCACUUCUUCCUUAUGCCGAGCUUUCAAGAACUUAUUCAAAGAUGCGAAGUGAGGCUGGUCAGUUGCUAAAUGCAGUCAAGUCUUCUGAUAUGUUUAGCGAGUUAUCAACAACCAAUAUCGAGUUGGAUAACUUGAGUGUGGAUGAUGCCAUUGGCUUUGCAUCAAAAAUUCCUGCAAUGUCUAAUGAUAGUUCUGCAAAUGAUUCUUUGAGAAAGAACAUUAUGGAUGAUAUUGAAUCGUCAAAACAGAGGCUCUUAACAACUUCUGGCUAUUUGAAAUGUGUUCAGAGUAAUUUGCAUGUUACGGUUACAUCUGCAGUUGCUGCUGCAGUUGUGUGGAUGUCUGAAUUUCCUUCACGGCUCACUCCCAUCAUUUUGCCUUUGAUGGCUUCAAUCAAACGAGAGCAGGAGGAAAUACUGCAAAUUAAGUCAGCUGAGGCUCUUGCUGAGUUAAUAUAUCACUGCGUCUCACGUAGACCUUGCCCCAAUGAUAAAUUAAUUAAGAACAUAUGUAGUUUGACUUGCAUGGAUCCCUCUGAGACUCCCCAAGCUAAAUCCAUUUGUUCCAUUGAGAGUAUCGAUGACCAAGGUCUUCUGUCUUUCAGAACUCCUGUGAAUAAACAGAAGUCAAAGGUGCAUGUGCUGACUGGUGAGGAUCGAUCUAAGGUGGAAGGAUUUAUAAGUAGACGUGGAUCUGAGCUAUCAUUGAGGCUUCUGUGUGAGAAGUUUGGUGUUUUGCUAUUUGAUAAGCUUCCCAAGCUAUGGGAUUGCCUUACUGAGGUUCUUAAGUCAAGCUCCUCUAAAUCUCUACUUGCUGCUGAUGAUGCUUCUGAGGCAAUUGAGUUUGUUUGUGAUCCUCAGACCUUGAUUAACAAUAUCCAGGUCGUGCGGUCUGUUGCUCCCUUGUUAAAUGAGGAGUUGAAGCCAAAACUUUUGACACUCCUCCUAUCCAUUUUUAAAUGUGUUAAACAUUCUCAUGUCGCAGUUAGACUAGCUGCUUCACGCUGCAUCACUUCCAUGGCCCAGUCAAUGACCGUGAAAGUUAUGGGAGCCGUGGUUGAAAAUGCUAUCCCUAUGUUGGAAGAUGCAUCGUCAGUUCAUGCCCGACAAGGAGCAGGCAUGUUGAUUAGCUUUCUUGUUCAGGGGCUUGGUGUUGAGUUGGUUCCUUAUGCUCCUCUGCUGGUAGUUCCUCUUUUACGAUGCAUGAGUGAUUGUGAUCAGUCUGUCAGACAGAGUGUGACCCAUAGCUUUGCUGCUCUUGUACCUCUACUUCCUUUAGCACGCGGUGUUCCUCAACCAAUUGGAGUAGGGGAAGGUAUAUCUAGAAAUGCAGAAGAUUUACAUUUUCUGGAGCAACUACUUGAUAACUCGCACAUUGAAGAUUACAAGUUGUGCACUGAAUUGAAAGUAACUUUGAGAAGGUAUCAACAGGAAGGCAUAAAUUGGUUAGCUUUUUUGAAACGUUUCAAACUUCAUGGAAUUUUAUGUGAUGACAUGGGGCUUGGUAAGACACUUCAGGCAUCAGCAAUUUUGGCCUCUGAUAUAGUUGAGCAUCAAACUCAAAUCGGCAAUGAGGAUCUUCUGCCAUCUUUAAUCAUUUGCCCGUCAACACUAGUUGGACACUGGGCCUUUGAGAUAGAAAAGUAUAUUGAUGCUUCAGUCAUAUCUAGUCUUCAGUAUGUUGGGUCUGCACAGGAUCGAAUGCUUCUUCGAGAUAGUUUUUGCAAGCAUAAUGUUAUUAUAACGUCAUAUGAUGUUGUCCGUAAAGAUACUGAUUAUUUCGGACAGCUGUUGUGGAAUUACUGCAUUUUAGAUGAAGGACAUAUAAUAAAAAAUGCCAAAUCCAAAGUUACUCUCGCUGUAAAGCAGUUGAAAGCUCAACACCGUUUGAUACUGAGUGGGACACCAAUACAGAAUAACAUAAUGGACUUGUGGUCCCUUUUUGAUUUUCUGAUGCCUGGAUUUCUUGGAACAGAGAGACAGUUCCAAAGCACAUAUGGAAAACCACUUGUAGCUGCAAGAGAUCCAAAGUGCUCUGCUAAGGAGGCCGAAGCUGGAGCGCUUGCUAUGGAAGCAUUACAUAAGCAGGUCAUGCCUUUCCUUCUUCGGAGGACAAAGGAUGAAGUCUUGUCCGAUCUGCCAGAGAAAAUAAUCCAAGAUAGAUACUGUGAUUUGAGCCCUGUACAACUUAAACUGUACGAACAGUUUUCUGGUUCUCGUGCAAAGCAAGAGAUGUCAUCUGUAGUAACAACGAAUGAGUCAGCUGCCGCAGAAGGAAGUAGCAGUUCUACUAAAGCAUCUUCACAUGUUUUCCAGGCACUACAGUACUUGCUAAAACUCUGUAGUCAUCCGUUGCUUGUAAUUGGUGGGAAGAUUCCAGAUUCAUUCUCUAGCAUCCUUUCGGAACUGUUUCCUGCUGGCUCUGAUGUCAUUUCAGAACUUCACAGACUCCAUCACUCCCCAAAAUUAGUUGCUCUUCACGAGAUUCUUGAAGAAUGUGGAAUUGGAGUCGAUGCUUCAAGUUCUGAAGCUGCUGUUGGCAUUGGGCAGCAUAGGGUCUUGAUAUUUGCUCAACAUAAAGCGUUCUUGGAUAUAAUUGAAAGAGAUUUGUUUCAGACACACAUGAAAAAUGUCACAUAUCUGCGGCUGGAUGGAUCAGUUGAGCCCGAGAAGCGAUUUGAAAUUGUAAAAGCUUUCAAUUCAGAUCCUACCAUUGAUGUCUUAUUACUUACGACUCAUGUGGGCGGGCUUGGUUUGAACCUAACAUCUGCAGAUACCCUUGUUUUUGUGGAGCAUGACUGGAAUCCUAUGCGCGAUCUUCAGGCUAUGGAUAGAGCGCACAGGUUAGGCCAGAAAAAAGUAGUUAAUGUUCACCGUCUAAUAAUGCGUGGUACUUUGGAAGAGAAAGUUAUGAGUCUACAGAAGUUUAAGGUGUCGGUGGCUAAUGCUGUCAUUAAUGCGGAAAAUGCCAGUUUGAAAACCAUGAAUACAGAUCAGCUGCUCGAUUUAUUUGCUUCAGCAGAAAUCCCCAAGAAGGGGUCUUCUGCUGUGAAGAGUUCAGAGGACAACUUUGAUGGAGACACUAAAUUAGUGGGAAAUGGAAAGGGAUUGAAAGCAAUUCUUGGGGGAUUAGAGGAUCUAUGGGACCAAUCACAAUAUACAGAGGAGUACAAUCUCAGUCAAUUUUUGGCGAAGCUUAAUGGUUAAUGUUCCAGAUUCAUUUCAGAGUCGGAGUGUACAUAUAUCCAAGACUACAAAUUUUGACAUUGUAACAUCUCAAUUUUUUCUCCCAUGCCCUUUGCCUCAUAUUUUGUCGUCACUUAUUUAAGUACCCCAAAUGGUACCAUAUACCUGUGUCCUGUGUGCAUGCAGGCAAGUAAAUCAGUGUCUGUAUUUUACAGGACAUUGAGGAGAGUGAGGUGAUAUGUAGAGAAAUGAACUAGUGGCGGCUAUGGGAGAGGGGAUGGAGUAACAAUUUUUUUCUUUCUUGGAUUUUGUAUAUAUAGAUAUAUACAUUCAAUCCCAAUUAUAGUUAUAGUUGUUGCUAACACGAAAUACAUUGCAUUUUGCUAAUCUACAAA